Siniperca chuatsi (mandarin fish) is the source of this 3644-nucleotide messenger RNA. RefSeq names its product GPRIN family member 3b (gene gprin3b). The transcript is spliced from 2 exons. NCBI's taxonomy places the organism in Eukaryota, Metazoa, Chordata, Actinopteri, Centrarchiformes, Sinipercidae. The coding region runs from base 789 to 3014 and encodes 741 amino acids. Gene Ontology annotation, biological process: neuron projection development. The record is from RefSeq and is a predicted model, not a curated record. Gene Ontology annotation, cellular component: plasma membrane.
AAGGUAAUUUAUUUAGCAGACCACAUUUUCAAAAUGCAGUUUGUAAUGUAAAGGUACCUUAUUCUAUUCAGAAACAUAGCCAGAUAUUCUUUAAUGCACCCCUUCAAACAGACACAUACUGCACACAAGACACAUGCUUAAGGUCUACUCAUAAAUCAGUUUCUGAAUGAUACAAAACGGCACAGCAAAGUAAGCGAUCUAUCGUCUGCCUUAGGAGACAAAUAAUAAUGCCAGGAUCCGAAAGUAAUCAGUUUGCAAGUGCAAGUGACGCUUUUAUGGAUGCCUGCGGCUGAUACAGCACUGCCUCCAUUCGUAUCCUCUCCCCCAUUCACCCAUUCAUCUGGUUUACUCUGCUGCACCACGUUGCCUGCGCUCGAACACUUUAGUCUGGGAUGCCACACACCAUGAGAGGUCCAUUUUGUGGAAGGUCCACUUUUUCUAGGUACGAGGCAAGGCUAAAGGUGGCGUCCAUCGGUCGGACAGCGGUGCCUCACUGCGCACGGUCAGUCAGUCAGGACGCUUGAAUUUUGCGCUUUGCUGUGUAGGAUCGAUACGUCUAAGACCCAUAUUCUGGUGGAAGGCGUGGCUUGGUGUCACCGACACAGGGCUGGUUUUCCAUAUUCAUUUCUAGGGUUUAGCCUCAUCUCACUGACACGGACUGAAACGGCACCCCAAGGUACGGGACAUAAAGCGCCUUUCAAGGAAACUGCAUAAAGUUACUGAUAUUGUGAAUCUGUUUUCAUCUUUGGAUUACGACAAUAUUUAAAGACGGAAACAGUGAAUCCGGGAUGGGAACUAACCCAAAAAGGACAGUGACAGUCCAGAUGGUGCCUCAGCUGGCUGUGGUGGACACGCUGGGCAAUAAGGAGCCUAAUGCCAACUGGGCUAAAGAGCCCAACCUCAAACUCUCUCAGGUUUGUCCAAAACCCACCCUGACAUCUCCAGACCACAAACAGGAUAAUUUAUCUCUGACUGCUUCUCUCGCUAACACCAUUCCACAUACCCAAAAAACAGCUUCCAAGGGAGGUGAACCAGUUAGCAGCACUGUGUCAGACAAACCAGUACCAACUAAUGGAAACCAGACAAAAUCAGAGCUUGUUACAGGUGGAGACCAACAGAUGCCAGACCUGUCUCUAGCAGGCGAUGGUGUCGGUGAGGCAGGAGCUGACCAGAGGGAUUCUAACGCUAAUAUGAAAAUGUUAAGCCUGGCUGAUGAAAAGGAUAUCAGUAAGGCCAGUGUGUCGUCUGCUCUUUCAGCGUCAAAGGUCGACGUGCAGACCUACGACUGCAGAAUAAAAGGGCCAAGUGCAGCAGAGGAGGAGUGUGCAAAGCUCACAUCCUUGGCCAAAGCUACAGUACGAGAGGACAGUAACAAAAAUGUUUCUCCAAAUAAUAAAAAUCUUAACAUUGCCUGUGAAUUAAGGCAUACAGCAUCUGAACCACAACACGAUAAUAAAGGGAGUAUUUCAGCUCCCAAAAACAAGGACACUGCUGUACCACAGAAAUCUCAAGAGCCUGAUCAUAUACAUGACUGCUCACAAAGCUCUGUCAGUCUGCAAGAGACACCCAAACCUAAGCAAAGCAUGGAAACAACUGCAGCUCCACUUAGCUCCAGUACACCUCCACCUCAGAACAAAGAUGCAGAGGCCAGGUUUACAAAUAAGAAUUCAAGUUCAACACAUCCAGAGAAAGAUUUGCCACCAGUAAAGAAACCAGAAGUCUCCUCAGAUAAACAUCAGCCAAUGUCUUCACAGAAAGACUCCUCCACUCCGCCUCAGGCUAUACAAAACAUGCCGGCAUGUGGGCAGGUGGCUAAGGAUGCCGGUCAAACUGACACAGCUGUCUUUGAAGGGCAGCAGCAGCAGCACUGCAAGUUGUACAGGGAGGCUUCAACAAUGACUUUAUCACUGUCAUCCACCCCAGUCAAGCAGUGCAAUGAUAUGGAGGUUCAGGCGGUGGCUAACAUGUGCAGCAAGGCUGUGGCAACAAGUCCGAGCCUGCUGCCCUUCGCUGUGACUCGCAGGCUGAGUGGUGGUGCAGUCCCCAGGGAGGAGGCGCAGAGCCUGGCUAUAGUCUAUCAGGUCGAUGGGAGUGUGGGACUACAUCAGAUGAACAUAAGUACUCUAUCUGCCUCUACUGAUCCGAGGUCAGAGAGAGUCACUGUAGAAGCAGAGAUGUGCCCCAACCAAAAUGCCGGGGUGGUUUUCCACUCAGAAACUUUGUCCCAGCAGCAAGACAAAAGGCUAGGAGCGAAGCCUAAAGACCCCGGGUCAGCUCUCUGCAACACCCAGCCAGUUUAUCAAAUCAACAUUGAACACAGCAACCACAAGGAGCAAGGGGAGACGGGUAACUCCCAAUAUAAAACAGGAAUUCAGACAUCUGCAGUGAAAACAGCCACUGCUGAGGCUCCCUCACUCAAAUCAGGAGCACUCCCAGAGACAGCCGGUGCAAUCAAGUCUGGAUCUGCUGACAGUAACAAUGCUGCGCUGUCUCAGGCUGCUGUUACAAUCAAGCCCAACCAGGCCCUGCCAACAACAACAACAGCAACAAACACUACAUCAAAGUCACAUCUAACUAAAAAUAAAGCUGGAAGUCCUAAAGUAAAGGCUAAAGCUAAAGGGAAAACCCUGACGAAGGAAACAAAGUCUGGCAAACAGAAAAAAGAACUGGAGAGAAAGGAAGAAGAGGAUGACCAGUCGGGGAAGGAGAAAGGAAAGGGCAUCCAUGAUGUCGUCUGGGAUGAACAAGGGAUGACAUGGGAGGUCUACGGCGCUUCUGUGGACCCAGAAUCCCUUGGUUUUGCCAUUCAGAGCCACUUGCAGUGCAAAAUCAAGGAGCAAGAGAGGAAACUGAUAGCCCAGACCUCCUUCCGAAAGUCAAUCUCUGGUGGCGACUCACCGCAACAUGGCAGGAAGAGCAAAAGGAGGCAGCAGAACAUUUUCAGGUCAAUGCUGCAAAAUGUCAGACGGCCCAACUGCUGCGUGCAUCCCCCACCCUCCUCCGUCCUCGAGUAGCACAGCACAGAGGUAGCCAAUGUCAGACUCCUCCCUUUUCCUAGAGGUCAAAAUGUUUGUCCUCCCCUCGUCAUGAUUGCAAUGCCAAGUGAAACAUUAAUGGGACGACGAUCCCUGUAAGUAAGUAUACUGGAGUCUUGUAGCAUAAAGAGUCAAACUAUUUGUGAUGUUUGUGAUCAAAGAAGGUAGGAAAUAGAAAUAUAAAAUGAACAACUUAAGACUUAUUUUCUAAUAGAUAGAAAUAGAUAUUAUAAAAAGAGAGAAAACUGUUUUUAAAUAACAAAGGCAAUAAUAGUGAAACGCAUGUAUAUUAGUUACAAUGGCAGUUGUAUGACCUAAAAUGAAGUCCAAACCUUCACAGUAAAAGGCACUGAUCAUGGGGUAGACAUAUUACUUACUGUCAGAAUAUUUGUGCAAAUAUAUUAAACCAACAUCUCACUGCAUUUGGUGCAUUUGGUAUAUGUAUUUGAGGUGUUUUGGGGCCCUAUAUUUAUAAGAUUGCUGUAUUUUCUUUUCAUGCACAUUUAUUUUUAGUGAGUGAUUACGUUGUGCCAAAAGGGACUGUAUGCAUACAUACGCUGUUUAAUCUCUGUUCUUCUUUGGUUUUCUAUUAAAACAACAAAACCCUAA